Messenger RNA from Labeo rohita (rohu), 2347 nucleotides. It is a transcript of the gene gja9a, whose product is annotated as gap junction protein alpha 9a. NCBI's taxonomy places the organism in Eukaryota, Metazoa, Chordata, Actinopteri, Cypriniformes, Cyprinidae. The record is from RefSeq and is a predicted model, not a curated record. The coding region runs from base 497 to 1984 and encodes 495 amino acids. The transcript is spliced from 3 exons. Gene Ontology annotation, biological process: cell communication. Gene Ontology annotation, cellular component: connexin complex.
GUUAUCUUGAAUAUUUGUAAUUGAUUAUCAAAUCAGUAUGAUCCAGACAUGGUUUUAAGGUUGGAAACAAGGUGGCAAUUUAGUGAAUUGUCUUUUUUUUUUUUUUUUAAAUACAGUACAAACAUUUUUAAACCAAUUUAGUUUAUUAAUGUGUUUUACAUAUAGUUGUUUUAUGAACUGGUUAAUGAAUUUGGGUGUGAAUUAAAUGCUGUGCCAUGCUGAAACCAAGUUAAAGUGAGUUUACAUCGGAAAGCAUCCCACUACAAAUGCUGUCCUCUGUCCCUCUGUUCCCUCUGUUCUAAUUAGCCGAUGGUAGUUCUCCAAAACAGAUCAUCGAUUGCUGGCCAAUAUGGAAACAGUGUUCUUGCCAGUCUAAACAGAACGUUCCAGAACUAUCCUAUACACCUUAUUCAUCAACACAGAAAGGCAAGACUUCCGGGAAAUAACAUGAAGAAUGACAACGUGCAGUAAAUGACACAAAAAUGCCAGAGUAAAGAUGGGAGACUGGAACUUUCUAGGUGGGAUUUUGGAGGAGGUGCAUAUCCACUCCACUAUGGUGGGGAAGAUCUGGCUGACCAUCCUCUUCAUCUUCCGCAUGCUUGUGCUCGGAGUGGCAGCGGAGGACGUGUGGAACGACGAACAGGCUGACUUUAUCUGCAACACAGAGCAGCCUGGUUGCCGCAACGUGUGCUACGACAAAGCGUUCCCCAUUUCCCUCAUCCGCUACUGGGUGUUGCAGGUCAUUUUUGUAUCUUCACCCUCGCUGGUAUACAUGGGCCAUGCCCUCUACCGCCUCCGUGCUCUGGAAAAAGAACGGCAGCGGAAAAAACUGGCACUGAGACGUGAACUCGAAGGCGUGGAUGUAGAGAUGGCGGAGGUGCGGCGUAAAAUAGAGCGCGAGCUUCGACAGAUCGACCAGGGGAAGCUAAACAAAGCUCCACUGAGGGGGUCUCUUCUUCGCACCUACGUGGCUCACAUAGUCACCCGCUCUGCCGUAGAGGUGGGUUUCAUGACCGGACAAUAUGUUCUGUAUGGGUUUCAACUAAACCCGCUGUAUAAAUGUGAACGGGAGCCCUGUCCGAACGCGGUGGAUUGUUUUGUGUCCCGACCCACUGAGAAAAGCGUCUUCAUGGUGUUCAUGCAAUGCAUAGCUGCCAUCUCAUUGUUCCUUAACAUCCUGGAGAUCAUGCACCUGGGCUACAAGAAGCUCAAAAAGGUCAUCUUAAACUACUACCCUCAGUUGAGGGAUGAUCUUGAUGAUAGCUACUAUCCCAACAAGCUGAAGAAAGAUUCUGUGGUGCAUCAGACGUGCAUCGGCACCUCCACAGGCCGCAAGGCCACCAUUGCUUCAGCACCCAGCGGAUACAACCUUCUUCUCGAAAGACCACCUGAUGGAGCCACCUACCCUCCUUUGAUCAACCCAUCCUCUGCUUUCUUGCCCGUUCAGGGUGACUUGCAAGCUAAAGAUGGCUCUGAUGCACCGAAGUACUCUCAGAAUAGUCCUACGGAGCACAACAGCAAUUCCAACAACACCAGCAGUGAUACACGUUCACCACCUUGCACCACGCCGCCGAAGCAAGAUGACGGAGAAGAUGUCCACCCUCCAUCUCUGCUUAAGAAAGGCCAGGAGUCUAAGACUUCGGACUCAUCGAGCCACCCCAGGGAAUCUUCUCAUACAUCAUCCGGCAUUGGAAAGAAGCCAUGGAAGGUCAGCGCACCCUGGAACUGUUCAACGGUUGUAGAAGGUAAUGGCUCCGACACGGAUUCCCUGGAAGGCGCUAAGGCCCGCUGUCCCUACGCCACCGUGCGGGCACGUACUUCAUCCAGGUCCGAUUCCAAAAUGAGCAGGCCCACGUCUCCUGAUUCAAUAGAAGAAUCCAGCUCGGAGUCACGGCAUAGUCCGAGAGCGUCACCGAGUCAUCCCGCCUCACUGGCCAGCAGUUCCAGCAGCAGACGAGCAGCUCCUACAGACUUACAGAUAUGAUAUGCAUUCACUACUGAUGGUAGCCAUGCCAUUUGUACAGUUAUAUAGUGAUGGAAUUGACUAAAGUGUCUGUAAAAUGACUUUCUCUAUAAAGUUGUGGCACUCCUUAAUGGAUUGUUUACGGUCUCUUUUUACACACAUAUCAAUUUAGCAGUACACACUGACAGUAUAUUUAAUAUACAAUAGUAGUUUGACUGACAAAAUGAUGUAAUGGUAAGAAAAAAAAAAUAAUUAUAACACAUUGUGGAGUAAUAGAGCAGCUGUAAAAAUCUUUAAAAAUAUGAUGCUGUGCAAAAAUAACUUGUUUUAUGUACAUAUGUCAUAUUAACAUAAAUAAACUGGUCUGCUUUACAGUGAAAUUAA